AUGCCUGCAGAUCCAGGCGGGGGGCGUUCAUUUGUUCGUUUCUACUCCCCCGCACCGGCAGCAGCAGCAGCAGCUGCUGCUGCAGACGCAGCAGCAGACGCAGACGCAGACGCAGCACUUGGAGGGAAGAGCCCAGCAGCAGAAGACGCAGAUGAAGCAGCAGAUGAUAUCGAUGCAGCGUUAUCAGAGGAACUCGUUGCAGCAGCAGCAGCAGAUACAGCAGCAGAUGCAGCAGCAGAUGCAGCAGCUCCAGAAGAUAUUGAAAAGCUAGAGAAGCUUCUUAGAGAUGCAGGAGCACCAGAGGGGGAGACAGACGCAGACGCGAAGCCACAAGACGGGGAGACAGGUGCAGAUGGAGGAGCUGUUGUUGACUUACAGCAGACUGUUAAGGCUGGCAAUCAGCCUCGCCGCCUGAUGGCUGCAGUAGGAGCGGGUAUGAUACUGCUGGCAGGGGUUGCGCUUGUUCACGAGCAUGCAGACUCUAUAUGGCGGGCGAUGCGGACAGUUACAAACAACAUGAAAUAUAAGCCUUGGUCUUGGACAUGGUUUGUAUGGAGGCUGCCGAAAGUAGAUGAGCGAGAUUUCCCCGAGUUUCAAGUAGUUGCUGAUGGUUUAGCGGGGUUAACAGGGAGUCCGCCAGGGUCGCCUGCGCAUAUACCGGGUGUAGGGGGCCCUCGAAGGAGAACAUAUUAUUAUAGAGAUGCCCCGAAGAGUUUAAACGUGCGUUAUGCUGCAGCAGAGAUGGUUGCUGCUUUAGUAGAGCUGCAUAAUCAGGGUUUUUUACAUAGAGAUAUUAAACCACCCAAUUACUUCGUCUCUCCUGACGGACAUGUGCUUCUAGCUGACUUUGAAAUGCUUUGGCCAAGGAAUCAGCCGUGCCCGCAAGAAGAAGCAACUCAUACUAGAGGCUUCACAGCGCCUGAGCUAAGAAGGUUUGGGAGUUAUGUUCCCUUUACAGAGAAGUCCGAUGUCUAUGCUCUGGGUAUGGGCUUAUCUCGUAUUGUUGUGAGAGUAAGAAAGUAUCAAGAUAUACCGGAUGAAGCAAAGCUAGUUAAUCUUAUAUUGAAGAUGGUGACGAACGAUGUAGGCCAGAGAGCUUCUCUACAAGAUGUUGUUAAUGACCCCUACUUUGACGGAAUAGAUUGGGGUGUAAUAGCAAGAGGUGAAGGGCCCCCUCCUUGUCCUUUAGCUAGACAGGUUAUGGAUAGAUUUGCUGCAGCAAGGAAGAAGCUCGCUGAGCAGCAAAAACAGCAUCAGCAGCAAACCACCAGCAAUCCACACAACACACAAAAGCAACCCCCCGAAGCAGAAGCAGAAGCACAGAAAAAACCUCCGCGACCAUCGAAGAAAGCUAAAAACCUACGCCGCCUGCAGCAGCAGCAGCAGCAGCAGCAGCAGCAAAAACCACAGGGAGCCCAAGAGGAGGAACAGCUCCGCCUCAUGCAGAGACUCCACGAGCAGCAGCAGCUGCAACAACAAAUGCAGCAACAGCAGCAGCAGCAGCAGCAGCAGCAGCAGCAAGAACUAAGCCAGCAAGGGCAGCAACAGCAAGGACAACAGCAGCAAGAACUAACCCAGCAGCAAGAACAGCGGCAGCAGGAAAAGGAAAAGGGACAGGCACAAGCGCCUUCACAGCAGCAGCAGCCGCAGCAACAGGAACAGCAGCCGCAGCAGCAGGAACAGCAGCCGCAGCAACAGGAACAGCAGCCGCAGCAACAGCAACAAAAGAAGCCGCAGCAACAGCAGCAGCAGCAGCAACAGCAGGAAUAUGAGAAAAAGCAGUAA
Molecule: messenger RNA, 1785 nt
Organism: Eimeria acervulina
Lineage: Eukaryota; Apicomplexa; Conoidasida; Eucoccidiorida; Eimeriidae
Exons: 5
Coding region: 1-1785 (594 amino acids)
Biological process (GO): mitotic cell cycle; regulation of cytokinesis; protein phosphorylation
Cellular component (GO): cytoplasm; centrosome; nucleus
Molecular function (GO): protein kinase activity; ATP binding
Source: RefSeq, a predicted model, not a curated record